CAGCGAGCCCAAAGCGUUCAACCACAAAGCGGAGAAGAAGCGCGAGCCUGCUGCAGGUGUUUGGAGGAAGUAGCCAUGCACGGAAUAUUGCGGAAAAAACAGCGAUUAUAUUUAUAUUAACACAACGCCGACCAAGAAGUCAUCCCCACGAGGGCGGAUUUGGUGUUUGGCUUCAAGUUGGAGGCGCCCGGCCAUCGCCAUGGGAACGACGACGAGCGAGCCGUGCAUCUACGACAAGCUGUCGGAGAGCAUCGACAUCCUGCGCCAGUCGGGCUACCGCUACGGCAUGUCCGAGCGCGAGAUCGAGCGCUUCAUCAAGCGCAUGCUGGAGACCAACGAGCCCCGACGAGAGCCGCCGCAGUUCCCCCUCCUCGGGGCCACCGUCAAGUUGGUGGUGGCGGCGGGCCUCCUGCUGCUGGCGGCGCUAGCGUUCACGUACCCGCACAGCGCCCCGCACCCGGGCACCGCCCGCCCGGGGUCCCGCAACUGGUCGUCGCCGCUCAGCCACGUGCGACUGCUCGCGCUGCCCAUCGCCAAGAAGUACAACCUGCAAGGCUUCCACGAGUGGUGGAGUUUGAGCUCGCCUAGACAGAACCCGGUCAACUGCUCGGGUUGCGCCGACAUCUCCUCGGUACUGGAGGUGCCCGAGAGCCUCCGCGGCACCGUCACGCUGCGUCCUGGGCCCCAGCUCGUCCUCUUAAAGGGCGGCGAGUCGCUCAGCCUCGAGCGGCGCCAGCUGGAGGAGCUCUACCUGGCCCACUCGGCGUCCGUGUCCGUCCUGCUCGAAGACGAAGACGGCGGCCCGCGCAACCUGGGCGGCGAGCUCCCGCGAGGACCCGCCAACUUCACCCUGCUAUGGAGGUUCCGCUCAGCGACCAGAGAGAAAGUAUUACGGUGGCUCUUCCCCAAGGCGGAGCUCUGCCCUCUGCUGGACAGCGCCGGCACUGUCUUACAACGCUGCUUGGUCACACACAACACGGACCCCCACAACAAGGGUGUGGCGGUCCUGGGCUGGCUGGUGGUGGGCGAGGGGCUUCCCAGGGUGCGAGUUGUUCCCGUUCAGCGAUGCCACAAACACUGCAGCUCCUUCAAGCUGUCGCUCCACCCCGGAGACAUGGUGUACGCCGACCCCCGCUACUGGCAGAUGGCGCUCUUCCCGGGCCGAGGACAGAACAUCGUGUGCGACGGCUCUGCGUUUUAGCGCUUCCGCGGCGAAUGUCCCGACGCCCCGCCCAGGCGGCGCUCGUCCGUCCGCCCGCUGCGGUCCCGCCCGCUGAGGAUGCCUUAUAACCCCGGGAAGAACUAGAAACGUGGCGAGAAAAGGCACGACUUGCUCCGCGUGCCAAAAAUGCCACGCCGCCAAACUGAACAACUAACAAGUAUGUUGCAAAAAAGGUCCCGGAAUGACGCAGCGUCAUCUUUUGUCUCACCUUCCAGGACCUGCUUACUCCUUUUUAAUUUUGCACAAAAGAUGAAAAAGCUGCUUCUCUUCUUUCUUCUGUAUUAUUUAUUGCUAUUAUUGGAUGUCUGUGACACACACAGAAUGCUGUUUUAUGUGUGUUAACAUGUUGCUAUACUUGGCAACAACUCACGGGACCAAAAACAUGACUGCAGGAGGAAUAAUAAUAAAAAAAAAUAUAUAUAUA
Phyllopteryx taeniolatus (common seadragon) is the source of this 1646-nucleotide messenger RNA. RefSeq names its product chromosome 9 C6orf89 homolog (gene c9h6orf89). Bases 200 to 1201 code for a protein of 333 amino acids. The transcript is spliced from 8 exons. Gene Ontology annotation, cellular component: Golgi membrane; nucleolus. The record is from RefSeq and is a predicted model, not a curated record. Lineage: Eukaryota; Metazoa; Chordata; Actinopteri; Syngnathiformes; Syngnathidae.